Zygosaccharomyces rouxii is the source of this 1005-nucleotide messenger RNA. RefSeq names its product Aim20p (gene AIM20). Lineage: Eukaryota; Fungi; Ascomycota; Saccharomycetes; Saccharomycetales; Saccharomycetaceae. The record is from RefSeq and is a predicted model, not a curated record. The transcript has a single exon. Bases 1 to 1005 code for a protein of 334 amino acids.
AUGGGUGAUGUUUCAAUAGCUGUUGGGUGCGCUGUUGGUUUACCAGUAGGAUUAAGCUUUCUCCUAGCAAUUGUGUUUUGGAUUCGAAUGCAACGUCGUUACAAGAAAGAAGAUGCAAGAGAUUGUGAAUUGGAGAACAUUAUUCGUGAUGAAAGUGGAUUCAUCAGUUUUGAUAAUUUAGGAACAUGGCAAGAAACACAACAGGAAAAGAAAGAUGUUUAUGUUAAUGAUGAGUCUGUUGAAUCGUCGGGGAUUCAAGGUUCAAGUUCAUCAGAACAAUUGCAGCAACCGAAUGAAACACAUCAAAAUAAGCAUCAGAGUAAACAUUAUAUGCCAGCAUAUAGAAGAAAUCUAAAUGCUUACAGAAUACGGCAAUUACCUACAGGUAUUAAUGUUGAUAACAAUGGUUCAAAUUUGUCGCUGGAUUCGACGCAAAAUAUGAGGAAAAGACCAAAUCUACAUCAAGAGACUGUUUAUGAUCAAAUGAUACCUGUAUUAGCCAAUACUGAACCGAAAUUAUUUUCAGAAGAUAAUAAUGAACAGGAUACUGCUGCUACCAUACAACAAAAUCAGCAAAAUAAUGAAAAAGUCAUUAUGAAAAAUUUAAGGAAUAAUGAUUUUGGAUCUUAUCCAAGGGGCACACAAUCAGCAACGAGUUUAUCGCGUUCCAAUUCAAAUUCCAAUACAAAUACAAAUACCAAUGUAUCAAGAUCUUCAUUGCAUACAAGAUCUUCGUCAGUGAUGUCUGCAGUUAAAGGCACAACUAGUUACGAUAAUGUUUUUGAUACUCCGAAAAGUGCCACUGCCGCAUCACUGGUGGAUGUGAAGGUCAGUAAUAAUAAUAAUAAUAAUAAUAAACAACCGGUGUAUUCUUUAAAGAACAAUUACGAUAUAAAAAAUACUUCAGAGAUUCAAGAGGAAGAUCAAUAUGAAAACGAAUUUACCAACUAUUCUGAAAGUAAAAGGACAUUCAUUGACAGUUUAAGACCAAAACCAGGAAUAUGA